Molecule: messenger RNA, 1056 nt
Organism: Spea bombifrons (plains spadefoot toad)
Lineage: Eukaryota; Metazoa; Chordata; Amphibia; Anura; Pelobatidae
Gene: TICAM2
Product: TIR domain containing adaptor molecule 2
Exons: 2
Coding region: 200-862 (220 amino acids)
Biological process (GO): positive regulation of canonical NF-kappaB signal transduction; TRIF-dependent toll-like receptor signaling pathway; positive regulation of myeloid dendritic cell cytokine production
Molecular function (GO): protein kinase binding
Source: RefSeq, a predicted model, not a curated record
CUUCCUAGUGCUUACAUGAGGCUGAAUAUUUUAUUCAGAAGACAAAAACGUGGAGUUAUAACUUCCCCAAAUAGAUUGUGAAGAACAUACAAUGUUCGUAUAUCGUUAUUUCACCUAGAUAUCAAUGUCACGCACAGAGAAAGAACAGCACCAACAAGAGACGAACAUUAAAACAAAGUGAACACAAUGUAUUUGCAGCAUGAUGGGAAUUAAUCAUUCAUGCAGAAAACAUUCAUAUAAAACAUGUCAAAAACAAAAAAAUACCAAAAUACAAAAUGUCAACUCCACUGAAGACAGCAGGUGGAGCCUAGCAGUGAAGCUUUCAAUGGAGAAGCCCGGAGAACAUGAAACAACAGAGACAGAGGAAGACUGCAGAACUGAAGAUGUCUUUUACAAAUUUGUUAUCCUCCAUGCUGAAGCUGAUAUUUCAGAAGCUCUUAGAAUUAAGAACAUGCUAGAAAAUGACUUUAGCAUCAAACCAGGCAUCAUAUUUGCAGAGCUGCCCGCUGGAGGAUAUGUUCUUAAAACCCUGGACAAUGCAGUAAAUGGUUCUGCUUGGACUAUUCUGUUGCUCACCAAAAAUUUUCUGACUGAGACUUGGUGUGAGUUUCAAUCUCAUGCCACACUAAUUAAUUCCAUUAACAUGUGUCACAAAUAUAACACUGUCAUCCCAGUAAGACCAAAAAAGAAUUAUCUCCCAAGGGAAAACACUCCUUUUAUUUUGAAGCUCAUCAAUGCUCUGGAAGAAGGUAGCCCUGGGUUCACACAGCAAGUGCAGAAAACAUUUCAGGAACAGCGGUAUCUGAAACAGCAUGCACUGUGGAAGGCGGAAAAAGCGAGUAGAGAUCAGCCUGAGCAAUGACUGUCCUUUACUUGCUGUACCUCAUAUGUCCAGUAUGAAAAGCUGUCUUGCGUGGCUCUGUAUUCAAGGAUUUCCAUUUGUAAUAUGACCAAGGACAUUUCUAUUUCAAGUUUAUGUGGGGUGUCAUGUGCUCAUGUUUUUGUAUUAUUGUUGGGCUUGACCAUUGUAACUUAGUAGCAUUAAAUUAUAUAACC